AAAAAAACACCCCAGCAGCGAUCUUCUAUGAUAGAUUUUUUUUUCCUCUGCUCUCGCCUUUUUCCCGGGCCUUGCCCCCCCAAAGCCCCUCCAGAAGAGGGAACUUUUUCUCCGAGGGGGCUCCAAGGAGAAGGCCAUGAAUUACGAAUUUGAGCGAGAGAUUGGUUUUAUCAAUAGCCAGCCGUCGCUCGCUGAGUGCCUGACAUCUUUUCCCCCUGUCGCUGAUACAUUUCAAAGUUCAUCAAUCAAGACCUCGACGCUUUCACACUCGACACUGAUUCCUCCUCCUUUUGAGCAGACCAUUCCCAGCCUGAACCCGGGCAGUCACCCUCGCCACGGCGCUGGCGGCCGCCCCAAGCCGAGCCCCGCGGGCAGCCGCGGCAGCCCAGUGCCCGCCGGCGCCCUGCAGCCGCCCGAAUACCCCUGGAUGAAGGAGAAGAAGGCGGCCAAGAAAACCGCGCUGCCGCCCGCCUCGGCCGCCGCCGCCGCCGCCGCCGCCGCCACCGGCCCUGCCUGCCUCAGCCACAAAGAAUCCCUGGAAAUCGCCGAUGGCAGCGGCGGGGGCUCCCGACGCCUGAGAACUGCUUACACCAACACGCAGCUUUUAGAGCUGGAGAAAGAAUUUCAUUUCAACAAGUACCUUUGCAGACCCCGAAGGGUGGAAAUCGCAGCGCUGCUGGAUCUGACUGAGAGACAAGUGAAAGUGUGGUUUCAGAACCGGAGGAUGAAGCACAAGAGGCAGACCCAGUGCAAGGAGAACCACAACAGCGAGGGGAAAUUUAAAAGCCUCGAAGACUCUGAGAAAGUGGAGGAGGACGAGGAAGAGAAGUCGCUCUUUGAGCAAGCCCUGAGCGUCUCCGGGGCCCUUCUGGAGAGGGAAGGUUACACUUUUCAGCAAAAUGCCCUCUCUCAGCAGCAGGCUCCCAAUGGACACAAUGGCGACUCCCAAAGUUUCCCAGUUUCGCCUUUAACCAGCAAUGAGAAAAAUCUGAAACAUUUUCAGCACCAGUCACCCACUGUUUCUAACUGCUUGUCAACAAUGGGCCAGAACUGUGGCUCAGGCCUAAACAAUGACAGUCCCGAGGCCCUCGAGGUCCCCUCUUUGCAGGACUUUAACGUUUUUUCCACAGAUUCCUGCCUGCAGCUUUCAGAUGCAGUCUCGCCCAGUUUGCCAGGUUCCCUCGACAGUCCCGUAGAUAUUUCAGCUGACAGCUUUGACUUUUUUACAGACACACUCACCACAAUUGACUUGCAGCAUCUGAAUUACUAAAAACAUUAAAGCAAAACAAAGCAUCACAAAACAAAAACCCCUUUGACCAGGUGCUUUUGCCUUCUUUUAUUCUGAGAGUUGAUUUUUAUUUUCUUUUCUUCCUGACCUACCCUCUCUCUCCUCUAAAUGUGGAAGAUUUUCUGUUUAGUGAUUCUCCUGGUCCAGUUUCAGAGCCAUCUUUUACAGAUUAUUUUGGAGUUUUAGUUGUUCUAAAUCUAAUCCAACACCCCUCUCUGUGAUUUCCUGAAAGCAAUAUAUGAGGCCUGCAAGAAAGUGAUCAUAUAAUUGUAUCUUCACUUUCUUUUUAUUUUUGUAUUACAUUAGGAUGCAUUGUCAUGAGUAUUUUUGGUAGAAUAAAUUCUCCUUUGCUAUAAGUAGCUUUCUUAUUUUUUCUCCCCCCCUCUUUCUCAAGGCUCAUAACGGUUUCUUUUUCUUCUUUUAGCCUAACUUGGUAAAUAAAAUUCUGGUCACAAUUCA
Molecule: messenger RNA, 1747 nt
Organism: Leopardus geoffroyi (Geoffroy's cat)
Lineage: Eukaryota; Metazoa; Chordata; Mammalia; Carnivora; Felidae
Gene: HOXA2
Product: homeobox A2
Exons: 2
Coding region: 137-1270 (377 amino acids)
Biological process (GO): regulation of DNA-templated transcription
Molecular function (GO): DNA-binding transcription factor activity, RNA polymerase II-specific; DNA binding
Source: RefSeq, a predicted model, not a curated record